AUGUCAUGGCUGAAAAAGCAUAAUCCCCAAAUCUCAUGGGAAAAGCACACACUCGUUUUCAAUUCAUCAUAUUGUUCCAAUAAUUGCCUAUCCGUACCUACUGUCCUAGAACUCAAGGCAGUAGAAGAAAUACCACUUCCUUAUCAGGAAUUUGCCAAGGUCUUCUCUGAAGAAGAAUCAUCCAAACUACCGCCCCACCGUCCUUACGAUAUUGCCAUUGAGUUACUUCCUGACGCAAGACCCCGACAUGGCCCCAUAUAUAGUUUAGGCCCAAGGGAAGAUGCAGAACUGAAGGAAACUAUUGAGAAACAACUCAAGGCUGGUCUGAUUCGCCCAUCAAAAUCCCCAAUGGCCUCUCCCAUCUUGUUUGUCAAAAAGAAAAAUGGGAAACUACGUAUGUGUGUGGACUACAGGCGUCUGAAUAGCAUGACCAAGAAAAACGUCUACCCUCUGCCCUUACCACAAAACCUGAUUGAGAAAUUACAAGAAGGUGAUGAAUGGAAAACUGCAUUCAAGACCAAAUACGGACUAUUCGAAUACUUGGUUAUGCCUUUUGGAUUGACAAAUGCGCCGGCGGCUUUUCAAGGCAUGAUGAACGAAAUUUUCCGAGACCUUUUGGAUGUCUAUGUCAUCAUUUACUUGGACGAUAUUUUAGUCUUUUCUCUGAAUGAAAAAGAUCACGAAGUUCAUGUACGAGAAGUACUUAAGAGGCUACAGGACAACGACCUCUUUUGCAAUAUCAAAAAAUGUCACUUCCAUGUGAAGAAGAUUGAUUACUUAGGGUUUAUUAUAUCCGAAUUUGGCAUAGAAGUGGAUCAGUCUAAAGUUACAGAUGCAAUGAAUUGGUCAAUACCCAAAAAUGUCAAGAACAUCCAGGAAUUCUUAGGAUUUGUAAACUUUUACAGGCGAUUUAUCCCUAAUUUUGGCAACAUGGCAUGCCCUUUGUAUAAUUUGCUCAAAAAAGACAAAUGCGAUGCAUCGGACUAUGCCACUGGAGCAAUACUAUCCCAGCGUAAUUCUGAAGGGAAACUAGCCCCCGUAGCCUAUCUAUCAAAAUCCCUAUCCCCAGCCGAAAAAAACUACAACAUCUUUGACAAAGAAUUACUGGCAGUCAUUAGGGCAUUUAAAGAAUGGCGUCAUUUACUGGAAGGAUCGGAACUACCAGUCCAAGUUCUAACAGAUCAUAAGAAUUUGGAGUAUUUCUCCACGUCCCAAUCCCUGAAUAAACGUCAAAUUCGAUGGGCAAACUUCCUAGUUGACUACAAUUUCCAAAUCAUCUAUAGACCAGGAGCGCAAAACAAGAAGGCAGAUAUCCUCUCUAGACGUUACGACCUAGUACCCCUUGAAGGGGGGGUAGAGAACCAAGUUCUCUUGAAACCAGAACUUUUUAUCCUGUCAAUCACCCCAGAUCAGGAAAUUAACGACCUGAUUGGCGAAGCAAUCUAUGAGGAUAACCGGCUAAAAGAGAUCUUGCAUAAACUCCAGAACAAGGAAAAGGUCUUAGACUGGGAAUUGAGAGAAGGACUGCUAUGGUUUCAAGGAAAAAUAUUUGUACCAAAGGACGACACUAUUAGGAACCUUAUCUUGGAAUCCAGGCAUGACGCUUUAGCAGCAGGUCACCCAGGACAAGCUAGGACAUUAGAACUUGUUUCCAGGAGUUACUACUGGCCAUUGCUAAAAAAAUUCGUCAACUCUUACGUCAGCCACUGCGAAACCUGCAUCAGGUCUAAACCAACAAAUCAAGUACCUAUAGGCCUGUUAAAACCAUUGCAAAUUCCUGAACGUCCCUGGGAAGAUAUAGCUUAUGACAUGAUUGUGGGAUUACCGGUUUCAGAGGGCUUUGAUGCCAUUUUAACUGUGAUUGAUUGA
This is a messenger RNA of Rhizoctonia solani, 1869 nucleotides long. RefSeq names its product Retrotransposable element Tf2 protein. The coding region runs from base 1 to 1869 and encodes 622 amino acids. NCBI's taxonomy places the organism in Eukaryota, Fungi, Basidiomycota, Agaricomycetes, Cantharellales, Ceratobasidiaceae. The transcript is spliced from 3 exons. The record is from RefSeq and is a predicted model, not a curated record.